This is a messenger RNA of Cadophora gregata, 2526 nucleotides long. RefSeq lists its product as uncharacterized. NCBI's taxonomy places the organism in Eukaryota, Fungi, Ascomycota, Leotiomycetes, Helotiales, Ploettnerulaceae. The transcript has 4 exons. The record is from RefSeq and is a predicted model, not a curated record. Gene Ontology annotation, biological process: telomere maintenance via telomere lengthening. Gene Ontology annotation, molecular function: double-stranded telomeric DNA binding. The coding region runs from base 1 to 2526 and encodes 841 amino acids.
AUGCCGCCACGAGGUACGGCGCGCUCCUCUGCCUCGCGUAAUCAGGCAUCCUCACCUCCAAAAGCACCGACAGAUUCCCAGAGCCCAGUUGGACGGCGGACAAGAUCCAGUCGAAGUCGCAGCGUUGAUCCAGAACACAAGGAAGCUUCUACAAACACAAAACGAAUAAGCAGGAGGGGAGAGCGCGAAACCAGUGUGAGCAGUAUUGAGAGCGGCAGGAGUGCUUCUAGCACAGGAUCUCGCGCCAGAAAGCACACCAGGAAACCUGCUGUCAAUCGAGAUCUCUCUAUCGUCGCGGAAGACAAUGAAGGUGACGAGGAGGCUGGAGGAUUCGAGCCGUCUGACGAUGAUGACAGUCCAAUUGAAAACGUCGAAGUACAAAACCAGGGCCAGUCGCCGGGUGCCAUGUCACAGAUGUCCGGAACUACAGCUAUAACAUCAUACUCGGCACAAGAAAUCGCGAAACUGGAUCCAAUAAUGGCAGAGAUUCUCCCUGAGCUUUUGGAAAGCGCUUCCAAAAUCCUAGAGCAGCUUGCUCCAGUUGGUGCAAUUGAGACUGAGGAGCAGGUAAACGCGAUUGUGAAAGACUUGAAAAUACUCGGAUCACGGCGCGGAAAACACUUACGGCUUCAUGAGCAACGAUUCAUGGCAGCGAAGGCCUAUUACGGCGGCGAUAUAUAUAUCCAAUCUUCCUUCGUUCUCCGAAAGCUCCUCGGAACAGACAAUCCUGAGCAAGGAAAUUUUCGCCCAGAUCCCGUCAUUCACGCUGCUAAUCUCGCAACUCUUUUGUCAGAAUUCCUGGUUUUGCAGCCAAGAGAACGGAAAGCCAAGAGCACUCUUCAGGGCGUAUGCAGAAUAUUCCCAGAAGCAUUUAUAGGCAAAUUUGACGAAUCUGAAGUUGUGGGAGAUGAAGAUCUAGUGGACGAGAAUUUUGACCUGGCUCUAGACCUGUACACUCAAGCAGCCAUUGUGAACUUGUCACGGAUGGAAGAGGAUGGAGCCAGGUUCACACCUGACCAAGCCCUUGCGGACGUGUUCUACGACCAAUACGACCAGGCAGAUCAAAAUGGUCGUUUCGCAGAGCUGACAGACGGUGGCGUACUAAAGAACAUAUUACGGCCCGGCCAGACAUAUUCACAAACUCAAGUCGACAUGAUCCAAGAGAGACUGGGUUUGCUCAGUGCCACAAUUCGUUAUAGCGAGGAGGCUCGCCAAGCAGGUGAUUUAGUUGAUUUCGAUCAGCUGAAUGAGAUGUUUCCCUGGAUAUCCUUCAUAACCCAUAUGGUUCAGUGGAGUCGACGGCGCUUUACCGAAGUAUCUGAAGCCGUCAGUGGACAAGGAGGCAUCGAGGAGAUUACACAGUCUCUCAUAGAGCUUAUCCAAACCAAUGAUAGUCAAGCUGAUGUUCGGUACGAUGCACCACAGCCUGCUACCAGAAAGCGGGAGCUACUACCAGCAGCUGACAUCACGCAAAGUGGUAACCAGAGUUUCUUAUCGGCCGGUUCUGUUCAGACCCUUAUGCGACUGAAGAAAAAGACGAUCGGCAAUUCAUCUGUCCAGGAUCCUCCUAUUUCCCAAGAAUCGUCGUCUCGCCCCCAACCGCGCUCUACGAAAGCACGAUCAGCUCCAGUGCCAGUCCCCAUUCAAGGCAAUAGGAAUACAGACUCUGUGCAAUCACACGACGAUGAUUACCAGGCGAUUAUCGAUGAAGACUUGGACAAUCGACCACGCUCCACAGCCGAGUACACCGCUGCUUGGAACGAGAACAGCAAAGAGAAAAACAAAGAAAACCACAAACCAAUGGCAAGCAAGCGAAGGCUCAUAGAUCGUCAGCCAGAUGCAGAGAAAGUGGUUUGGGACGAAAGUCAGGACAGUGUAGCUCGUCAUUCACCUCCCAAGAGGACACGGGCUGAAAGCCACCACAGUGACGAGAGUGAAGAUCAAGGUUUUCAGGAGGAUCAACGACACAUCGAUCCCGAUCGAAGAGCUAUUGCACCUCCUGGCCCUCGCUUCUCUCCUAUCCAUGAUACAUCGCCUCCUAAGAAAAGACAGCGUGUCCACCAGGAAAUGAGCCCUCGUGGUGAUUCGAAUCGUGCUGAGGCUCAGAGGACGUCGGAAAGAGUAGAGCCCGAAAGGAGAAGAAGCCAGGUCUCAGACGACUCGGACACCGAAUCGAGCGGAGAAACACCACCUCCGACAGCUUCUGAGAUCAGUAUAGCCGCCCGUUAUGCCACAGCCAAAGCGAAGGGCGUCCAAGUACCCAAGGGCCGCAGAGCUUGGUCGGAUCGGGACUCGAACCUCUUAUCACGCCGUAUAGAAAAAUAUGGUUGUGCGUGGUCUACGAUUCACCAUCUGGGUAAAUGGGAUGUUCAACGUGACCAGGUGGCUCUCAAGGAUAGAGCGCGUAACAUGAAAGUCAACAUGCUGAAGACCGGCCAGCCGCUCCCCCUGAAUUGGGAACAGGUACCUCUUGGGAAGAAGGAAAUUGCGUCGGUGAGAGCGAAAUUUCCCGACUAUGAGCCUUAA